Molecule: messenger RNA, 1761 nt
Organism: Lachancea thermotolerans CBS 6340
Lineage: Eukaryota; Fungi; Ascomycota; Saccharomycetes; Saccharomycetales; Saccharomycetaceae
Gene: ULP1
Product: SUMO protease ULP1
Exons: 1
Coding region: 1-1761 (586 amino acids)
Biological process (GO): proteolysis
Molecular function (GO): cysteine-type peptidase activity
Source: RefSeq, a predicted model, not a curated record
AUGCCUAAUCUCGAAACAAAGACUGGUUCCAAAAGGAAACGCACAGAAAACUACUUCGCGCCAACGCACUCACACAUAGCAACUUUUAGCUUUGUUAAUGGCCCCACCGUAUUCAGCCCGCGAAGAAGAACAGCCCCCUUUCAUUCUUGCACCACCGAGUACACAACUGAAGGACCUCUAAGAAUGUCCGCCCGACUCAAUGGGCCUGAAAAUCAAACCCCAGGAAUUGUACAAGAUAUCAAAGGAGCCUUUUUUUACGCAAGUCGCGCUUUCAAAGGUUUGAUUGGAAGCACAGGCGACUCCAAUACGCAAAAAGACUUGCAAGGUUCGCGGCCAGUAGCCGAGAGUACUGAACAGUCUGGCCGCUCUUUGAAAAGAAAUGCUCUGCAAACUUCCAGUGCCCCAUGCAAGCGACCCAGAUCAUCGCCUGGAGUAGAUGCUCGGCUAAGUGUACCGACUCAGAAGGAGCUGCCAGGCAAAAAAUCAGACGACUUGACCCAAAAACUAGACAACUGCAUUACCCCUGAGAAAAACGGCAGCUUUGCCUUCGCCACAAAGAAAGACCCGUUCGGAUGGGACUCUAGUGAGAUUUCUCUUUCACCAGCACCUGCACACCAAGUUCCUUACGGGAGCUCGUUUUACAGAAGAAAAGCUAGUAGAGCUCAAAAGCCAGAAGACUCUAGGUCAUUGACCAUUAGGAAACCGUCAGAAGAACUCUCAUAUUUGAGAAUGAUCUUCAAUGGAGAAUAUAGGGCACCGGCACUUAUUGAAGAGCAAAGGGAUACACAGCUAAAGCUGAGAGAGCAAGAAAGGGAGGGGCUUAAGUCCACAUUCAAAAAUUCGGUUGCUAGCCUGACAGAGAGGUUCAAAGCAGUUCUAGCCGAGAAUCUGGGAAAAAGGGAAAGCCCCGAUGAUCUUAUUAUAAUAAAGGAGCGCAGACUUCCUGAGCAUGAAAACCCUCUCAAGCAUCGUACUGGCUUUCAGAAGCUCAGAUUUGACACUUCAGUACUAACCUUCGAGGAAGAGUUUAAAAGUUACAAGAGGCUGAUUGAGGAAAGAAGAAGAAUACAGACCGAAGUGAGGGAAAAGCGUCAAAAAAAACGAGAACUUGUACCCAAGUUAACAAACGAAGAUGUCGUUUAUGUCAAGAAAGCAUUGAGUAGAACAGAUAAUGGUGUUCUUAUGAACAAAAACAACAUCGAGAUAAAAGUUUACGAUUUUAAAACACUAGCACCCAAAAGGUGGCUCAAUGACAUUAUUGUCGAAUUUUUCAUGAAGCAUGUUGAAAUUACAACUGAACACUGCGUUGCAUUCAACUCGUUCUUUUAUACAACACUUUCGCAAAGAGGUUAUCAAGGCGUUAGAAGGUGGAUGAAGAAAAAGAAGGUUCAAGUCGAAAAGCUGAGCAAAAUAUUUGUUCCAAUCAACUUAAAUCAAUCUCAUUGGGCUCUCGGCUUUAUCAAUAUUGAUAAAAAGACGAUAAGUUAUAUUGACUCUUUGUCUAGCGGCCCUUCUACUAUGGGGCACGCUAUUCUGAAAGUCUUGCAAGAAUACCUAUUAGAGGAGAGCAGCGGGAAAAUCGGACGUGAUUUUGAGUUGAUUCAUGAACAAUGCCCUCAACAGCCCAACGGUUUUGAUUGCGGCAUUUACGUGUGCGUCAAUGCUCUUUAUUUGAGCAAAGAACUUCCGCUGUCUUACAAUCAUGAUGACGCCAACAGAAUGCGGCCAUACAUUGGGCAUCUCAUCCUUUCAGGGGACUGA